Molecule: messenger RNA, 1482 nt
Organism: Saccharomycodes ludwigii
Lineage: Eukaryota; Fungi; Ascomycota; Saccharomycetes; Saccharomycodales; Saccharomycodaceae
Gene: SMF3
Product: putative divalent metal ion transporter SMF3
Exons: 1
Coding region: 1-1482 (493 amino acids)
Biological process (GO): intracellular manganese ion homeostasis; iron ion transport
Cellular component (GO): plasma membrane
Molecular function (GO): cadmium ion transmembrane transporter activity; manganese ion transmembrane transporter activity
Source: RefSeq, a predicted model, not a curated record
AUGUCAAAUCGUAACCAAUUAGAUCCAAGGGAGUCGGGGAACACUGGUAUAAAUCCCAAUAUAAAUGGUAAUCAUAAAAACUGGUUAUCUAUAAUUAAAAAGUUUAUUUUAUUUGUGGGACCGGGCGUAAUGGUUAGUGUAUCAUACAUGGAUCCUGGAAAUACUUCAAUGAACGUAUCCUCUGGUGCACAAUAUGGUUAUAAAUUAUUAUUUGCUAUUUUUUUUUCAAAUAUCUUUGCCAUUAUAUUGCAAUGUUUGUGUGUAAAGUUAGGAAUAGUUACCGGCAAAGAUUUAGCUGAGAAUUGCAGGGAACACUUACCCAGAAAAUUGAAUUACUUCAUUUAUGUCUUUGCAGAAUUGGCAAUUAUAGCUACAGAUUUAGCUGAGGUUGUCGGAACUGCAGUUGCUUUAAAAAUUUUGUUUAAUAUACCUUUAAAUAUCGGUGUCCUGCUUACCGUUUUAGAUGUUUUGAUCAUAUUAUUAUUCUAUAGACCUGAAAAACAUUCAAUGAAAAAUAUUAGAGGCUUUGAGAUAUUUGUUAGCAUUUUAGUAGCGGGCACUAUUUUUUGUUUUAUUUUGGAAUUAUUUAAAAUACAAAUCAAAAGUAAACUAAAAUUAUUCGAAGGAUUUUUACCAUCGACCGUCAUUUUCAAAGAAACCCAGGCAAUGUAUUUAUCCAUUGGUAUUGUUGGAGCCACAGUUAUGCCACACUCUUUAUACCUAGGGUCAAGUCUAGUUAAAUCACGUUUAAAUGACUUUGAUUUGAAAAAAUAUGGUAAGAUUAAAAGUAAACCAUCUUUGAGCGCAAUAAAUUACACUUUAGGUUAUUCCUACGCAGAAUUAAUAUUUACAUUGUUUUUUGUAGCAACCUUCGUUAAUUCUGCAAUUUUGAUCAUAGCAGGUGCCACGUUGUAUGGACAGCCAGAUGCUGAUGAUGCAGAUUUAUUAACAAUUUACGAUUUAUUGUGCCAAUAUAUUACACCAGCGGCAGGGUUAAUUUUCGCUUUAGCAAUGUUAUUUUCCGGUCAAUCAGCUGGUAUCAUAUGUACAAUGUCUGGCCAAAUCGUCUCGGAAGGGUUUUUGAACUGGUCUAUUGCUCCAUGGAUGAGAAGAUUGAUAACCAGAAUGCUUGCUGUCAUCCCUUGUUUUUUUGUUACUAUAUUUUUUGGCGAAAAGGGUGUUUCUGGUAUUUUGAACUUGAGUCAAGUUAUACUAAGUUUUAUGCUACCUGUAGUAUCUGCUCCAUUGAUCUAUUUUACAUCUUCAAAGAAAUAUAUGCUCGUGGAGAAGGAUGUGGAUGAAACUCUAGCCUCACAAGAACAUGAAUUACCCACUGAAUUGACGCCAUUGAACAACAAAUACGUGGAUUUUAGUAAUUCAAAAUUAAUGCGUUAUACUGGGUUUUCCGUUUGGUUGUUUAUUGGAUCCUUAAAUUUGUAUAUGGUUAUAUCAUAUUUAUUGGGUGCAGAUAUUCAUUUUUAA